Molecule: messenger RNA, 9576 nt
Organism: Aquila chrysaetos chrysaetos
Lineage: Eukaryota; Metazoa; Chordata; Aves; Accipitriformes; Accipitridae
Gene: KLF7
Product: Kruppel like factor 7
Exons: 5
Coding region: 182-1072 (296 amino acids)
Biological process (GO): regulation of transcription by RNA polymerase II
Molecular function (GO): RNA polymerase II cis-regulatory region sequence-specific DNA binding; DNA-binding transcription factor activity, RNA polymerase II-specific
Source: RefSeq, a predicted model, not a curated record
GGGGGCCGGGCCGGCUUUGCCGAGGGAGGUGUGACUGAAACAAAACAAAGCCAAAGGGACGCUGGAUCUAUCAUUGGUUGAUUUUCCUCCUCCUUUUUUUUUUUAUGAUCAAAAACAACCCCCCACCCGAGCAAACAAACACACACAAAAGCAGAAAGAAAGGGUCUUGCUCAGCAGCAGCAUGGAUGUCUUGGCUAGUUAUAGUAUAUUCCAGGAACUCCAGCUUGUCCACGACACCGGCUACUUCUCAGCUUUGCCAUCCUUGGAGGAAAACUGGCAGCAGACAUGCCUGGAGUUGGAGCGAUACCUUCAGACUGAACCGCGGAAGAUCUCUGAGACCUUUGGUGAGGAUUUGGACUGCUUCCUUCAUGCCUCCUCAGCUCCAGAUGCAGAGGACAAUAUCCGACGGCUGGAUCCCAUCCUUUUACCAGCAGAGACGAGUACGUGUGACAAAAGCGCCAACAUGGACAUUAUCCUCUCACGGGACAAGCUGCUGUCUGAGACGUGCCUCAGCUUGCAGUCCACCAGCUCUUCCACAGAAGGCUACACAGCCGUCAACCAGGCCCAACUCAAUGCAGUAACCUCAUUAACACCCCCUUCCUCUCCAGAGCUCAGCCGCCACCUUGUAAAAACCUCACAAACUCUCUCAGCGGUGGAUGGCACAGUGACGUUGAAGUUGGUGGCCAAGAAAACUUCACUCAGCUCCGUGAAAGUGGGUGUAGCAACAGCAACCGCGGGGACGAUAAAAAGCGGGCACAGUGACAGUGAACAAGGAGGUACAGGGGCAGAAGCAUCCCCGGAAAACAAGAAGAGGGUUCAUCGCUGUCAAUUUAAUGGGUGCCGGAAGGUUUAUACAAAGAGCUCCCACUUAAAGGCUCACCAGAGGACUCAUACAGGUGAGAAGCCUUACAAGUGCUCGUGGGAAGGGUGCGAGUGGCGUUUUGCACGGAGCGACGAGCUCACGAGGCAUUACAGAAAGCACACGGGUGCAAAGCCCUUUAAAUGCAACCAUUGUGACAGGUGUUUUUCCAGGUCUGAUCACCUCGCCCUCCACAUGAAGAGACACAUCUAAAAAUCAGUCAGCUUGGCAUGGAUGUCAUCUGAGCUAAGUGUUGUGAGAUGAAAGUGGAACUCAAGUUACAAUGCGCUACCUUGCAGGAGAAGAGAACUUGAUCACAUGUAAUCCUCUGUACAGAGACCACACGCUCACACUGUCAUGCACCCAGUUAUACUUCAAUACGUACAUCAGUUCUUUAUGCCUUGCCCCAGCUGGAUGGGAGAAGAUGCAGGCGAGGAAAUGGUGUAGAGAUUAAGUCAAUGAGAAGGAACAAUUGCUUACAGUACUUCAUCCCUCUUGGAUUUGUUUCCUGUUUUUGCCAAUGGAAAUCAAAGAAAACAGAGGAGGCUUCCCUGCAGGUGGACGGCAGUAGGAGGGGCUUAUUUAACUUGCUUCUCAAUGCAACUCCAUUGGAGAAUAUGUCGUCUUGAAGUUGCAUAUUUGUAGCACUAACUUUCUUUUUAAAUAGAUGGGGGGAAAACAAUGACCUAGAAAACCAAAUCCCAGUUUGGUAGCCAAAAUUAACCUCUUGGUUCAUUUGUUCUUUGUCUGAGAAUUCCUAAUGUUCAGUGCGUCAGACUUCUCACAGACACUUUGACCUGUCUUGGUUAUGGUUCUUCUUCCUAGAACUGAGCUAUUGAGAUCCUUUUAAGUCAAUACCAGUGGCCUUAAUGGCAGUAGACUGUGGAGUGACACUUGUGACACAAAUAUCCUCUUUUUGGCCUGAGUUUAUGUAGACUUCACGGAGGACUAUAUUUUUGUUGGUUGUUUUUAUUUUAAUUUUUGUUUUGGCUAUUGCACAACAUAUGCACUAGGGACUCUGGAAGCUGCUGCCAUGAUGGCUAAGUGGCCAAGGGAUAAACCCCUGAGAAACAGCACCUAAUAUCUCUGUAGGCCUCACCUUAUUGCCAUAGCUAGGACUUAUUGUUUAUUUGUUGAACAAAAAACUUUAAAAGCUUAUUUGGAAGCUUAAACAUUUUUUCUCUUUUGUCCACGAACAAGUGAUCUUCAGAACUCCUUGUCUUCACCUGGAUAUCAGUCUGGGACUGGCCACACAGGCAUGACUACAGGAUUCCUUCCGCACCAUGUGAGCAUGUUAGCCACAACCCACAGUGACUUAGUGAUGAAUUAUGUUGCUUUUUCUUGCUGUUCUUCUAUUAACCAAUUUCAAACAUUAGACUUUUGUUUGUGUAAAGAGCACCUGCAGACAUUUUAAUUUAAAGAUAAUGUUUGUUGAGCAUCUUACACACAAAAAAACCCAAGCCAAAAAUCCUGCUCCAGUCUCUGAGUGGGAAAUCGAGAACCUCUUCCAAGUACAAUGGCUUCAUUCAGCAUUAGCCUUUUAAAGAAAUUAUCAAAGUCCUCCUUUUCUAUUCAUCAAGUUGAUGCUGUAGCCCACUCCUAUAUGAAAAAAUGUAACGGUGUGAACGGUGAAGGAAGGGUUGGAUUUUACAUACAGCAGUGAGGCUUUUCCAAAUGAUUGGUCUAAAGUAUUACUAACCUAGAGGUCCAUUUUGGCCUACUGUGUGAACCAUCAAGGAGAAGUGGAGGUCUCAUGCUCACCCUUCAGUCCUAUUGAUAAUAUGAUUUCGUUGGCUCAAAGUGGAUUGAAGUCUUCAUUACAAAAGAAAAACAAAAAAAUGUAUCUUACUUAACUUGCAUUUGAAACUAUUUGGCACUGGCCCUGACUCCAAAGACUGCAUUUAGGACCAUAAAAAUGGCCUAUGCAAGCAGGCAGGUGGUCAUUAGGUUGUAUAUUUUGUAUAUUCUGGGACCAUCCCUACAAGAUGUGUCUAGAAGUGAGACAAAAUGGCGCGUGGUCCACAAAUGGUUGCUGCUCUUUUAUACUGUAUUAGCCAACUGCCCUUCUUUGACUGUUUUGACUCAUUGACUGUUAAAUAUUUCCCUUAAUUUAUGUUUUGGGAGGUAAAACUGUACUCUUAGGGGAAAAAAGAACAAACAAGAAACUCAAUAGAUGUUUAAGAGCCGUCACCGGGAUCCUUGGCACUUGAAUUCUCAGCAUUUUGCAACCUUUGGUUCCAGUGAGAGAUUGAAUUUACUCGAAAGAUGCUGUUUUUCCUCACAGUUUUCACAAAGCACUGUGACUGUCAACUGAACACUUUGGGGACAGGGGGGAAAUACGAUGUCUGGCCCAUAUGGCAUGAAAUAUGGACCAAAAUCAAACCAUCUUUUAGGGACAAUGAUGUAACAUUCGUGAUAAGAGCAUGAGAGAGAGCAAGAGAGAGUGAAAGAAAGAAAAAAAAGAAAGAGAGAAAGAGAGAGAGAACGACAAUUGAAUUUAUUCCAAAGAUUUAAAACUAACUAUACUCUAUAUGUGUAUAUAUAUAUGCUUAUAUAUAUAUGUAUACAUUUAAAAAUUGCGGAGCACUGCUUGCUGACAAUCUCGUAUUUCUCUACUUCUGUAUUUGCAUACUUUUUAUGGCCAUUCCACCCAGCUGUUCCACUGGGACUGAGGGCCCUAGAAUCCAAUUUAUGUUGGAAUAUAUAGAGCAUCCUGCCAGAUGUCUAAUGGGAACUGAAACCUAAGCUGUGUGAAACUGUAGAGCAUCCAGUCAGUGCAUUAGAUUAAAAAAAGGAUAAGAGAAUCCUAGAAUUUCAUUACUGUACUGUCCUAAAGUGUGUGCUCUUGAACCCGCCACUAUGAUAUUCAUUGGCUGUGAACCUGCAUAAAUAUCCUCCUUUGACCUCUGAACACACCUGCCUUUAGACAUGCUGUCAGUAGUCUACAAACCUUAAUUAUUAAGUGACAGUUUAAGUACCAGACUCUAUUUAAAAUUGAAAAAAUCAAGCAAGACUGUUUAUUUACUUCCAGUUGUCAUUUAUGGCCUUGUUGACAUCUUAUUUAAAUAUGGCAGAACAAGGGCCCCAUGGAAAAAAACAUGCUGAAAUAUCUGAUUAUUUUGUUCUAGAGGCAGGCCUACAUCUAAAUCAUGGAUCCAAAUAGCCUAAAAAAACAUAGAGAAAAGGGCAAUAGGAGACUUAACCAGAUUUAAGAUUUCUCAGGCUCUCUCUGUAGCUGGUUUUGAACUCUGAAGCCAAAUUUUGAGCUUUGGGACCAUCUCUUCUGCUUGUAAAGGGAGAUAUUUUUCACCUGUAUAUGUGGUAUACUCAGUCAAUCUCUGGACUUCAGUUUUGGGGUGCUCAUAUGCAAAUGUCUUAGUCAUUACUAAAAUUUUGAACCAUACCAUAGCUGGUAUUUUGUAGAAGGACUCUCCAUUUUGGAAAGGCAUAAUUAGUGACACAUUCCAGGAUUCGUUUUUUACAAUGACAAGUUUUGUUUCUUCGCAGAUAUUUUAAGCUGUGCACUUCAAACUUGUCUAAUCUGUUAUAGCUUGGUCCUUUUUGGGCCUGUGUCUCCUUGCUAAAGUUGUACAGUUGUCCUCUAUUUGUAAACUAUGAGUAGAAACAGACUAAUGAGGAAACACUAAUCCUCUCUGUAAGGCUGCUUGGAAGCAAACCCAUAAAUAGAUGAUUUGGUGACAGCUGAGGACCGAGUUAUCCAGCUGUGGAAGGGAGAAGCUUAACCUUGUUUCCUUCAUGCUAGAUUUAUGCCUAUUUGCAAAAAAGAAGCCAGUAUAAGAAAGUCAGAUUGUGGUUUCCAAGGCCAUGGAACUAUAGGAUGAGAACAAAUUGAGACAAAAUUGUGUACAUAGAGGAAGCAACUAAAGCUGUUUUUGUGAAUAGCUAAAAUUUUGGAGCAAAGCAGUCAGUCAUAGAAUCAUGCAGGUGGGAAGGGGCCUCCAGAGGCCAUCUUGGCCAACCUCCAACUAGAGCUUGUUGCUCAGGGCCAUAUCCAGCUGAGUUUUAAAUAUCCCCAAGGAUGGAAAUUCUACAACCUCUCUGUGCAAGCUGGUCCAAUAUUUGACCACCUUUACGGUAAAAAAAAAAAAAAAAAAAUUAAAAUCCAUGUGUCAAGUAGGAAUUUUCCAUGUUCCAACUUGUUUUCAUUGCAUCUUCCACUAUGCACCUCCAAGAAGAGUCUGGCUUCUUCUCUACACCCUCUGUUAGGUAUUUGUAGAGAGCAAUAAGAUCUGCUCUUACCCUUCUCUUCCUAAGGUUGAACCAUGUCUCUCAGCUUUUCUUCAUCCUGGAACCUGAUGGUCCUGGUGUUCCAGAACCUGAUCUCCAUGGUGGCUCUCUGCUAGACUCGCUCCAAUAUAUCAAUAAUUUUCUUGUAACGGGGAGACCAAAACCAGACAGAAUAUUCCAGAUCAAGAUGUACUUCAUAUGUUACAGUGUUGACGUAAUUUAUUUAUUCUGGAUUUUUCCAUUAUCUAAUUGAGACAAGCUAUACUCUAUGACAAGAUUUUAUUUUGAAAACUGACUUAUGAAAAAUCAUUUAGGAAGUGCCAGUAUAAAGAUUUUUCUAAUCAGAUUUGCUGAAUCUGUGUAUAAAAAUAUGCUUAUAGAAGUAUGCUUUCUAUACUGCCAGCUCAAGGCCUGGCAAGCAAAAUUCUGGUUUUCCAACAUAAUCACUGCUGUUUUAAGUUAAACAAAAUAAUGUAUUGUUUCACUCAUACUAUAUCAAAUAUAAAGACACAUGAUGCUGUAUUUUAAUCACUUUUUAAACCAAAACAACACUUCAGUGCAUCUUUGUUCUGUUUGUUUUUCCCCUUAGGAGAUAGAGAGCAACCUAAAAUAUCACAUGUAUUUUAUAAAGAUUGGUCUAACAGAAAAGGGGAUUCCAGAGUCCAGAAUAUUUUUCAUUAUCCCAGAGUUGUUCUUUUUCAAUAGCCAGUACUUAGUCCAGAAAAUUUUAUUACCUGGAUAAAUAGGCCAAUGAAGAGAAAGGACAGACUGAAAUCCUAGAUUCUUUUAGUGUCUUGGACAAGGCCCUAAGCAGUCUGAUCUAACAAAACUGUUUUUUAAACAGAGGGUUGAAUUAGGUGACCUCCAGAGGUACCUUCCAACAUUAAUUUUUUUGUGUUUCUAUGAUUCAUUUCAGAUCUCUCACUGAUUAAAUGUCUACUGGUUCUAGUUCUUCCCAGUCUUGUGCUGGUGGAACAGACUGUAGGACAGGUCUGUAGUGUUUCUCUCAAACUCUGAUAGUUUCAUCCUUAUUAAACUUUAUAAGGCUUCUUCAUAAGGGAGACUUAGAGAGGAGGAAAUCAUGAAAAAACCCCAAACCCUUAGCAAACCAGUUUGAAGCAAUGUCAUACCAUGAGAUGUGUCACAGCUGCAGGGACCAACCAGAUAUUAUGGAAACAAGUUUGCUAGCCUGGAAGACCCAUGUGAUGUCUCAAAAAAUGGUUUCCAGGACCUGAAAUCUAAGCCAACAUAUAUUUCUACAAAGGUGAACAUUCUUUUUUUUUUUUUCCUUCAUUCUUAUUUUCCUCAGACUUUUUGGAAUUGGGUUUACUGUUUUUUUAGGCUAGCACAUUUUCACUUAAUACGUGGAAAGCACUGACCAAACACAGAUGGGGAAGAAGAACCUGAAUGCAAGAGGAGCCCCCAGGUCCUUGCUUUUGGAACUGUUUUGACUUCAGGAGUAAAACAUAACUAAUCACUAGGGUGUAUGGCUAAAGUGGAGUUGAUCAAUAUGAUAGUUGCAGUGAUUGAGUGUAUCUUAUCUGUGACCUUUCUAAUACCUACAGAAUCAGGCUUUCUCCUUCAUUUUUACCUGGCCCUAGAUAAUUUGGGCUUUUUAGCUGUCUCUAACACAAAGGUUGCUCCUCCUAUUUGACAUAGUUUGUUUAUCUGUGUACAAAAGAGGUCAUAAUUGGUGCUUUUGACAAAACUGAUGAAAAUCCAACUUGCUUAAGUGUUUCCUUUUCUCUGCCUGUUCCCUUAACGUGUGUCAAAAUCUUUACAUUUAAAAAAUAAAAAAAGAGGAAAAUUUUGUAAAUAAUUUUAUUUUACUAGGCCAGCACCCAGUGGAUCAAGGGCUUUUAUUCUUGAUUUCAUUCAGGACUUGGCACAUCCUGUCAUUCCAUCCAGUAAGACUGUUUUUAAGCUUUCAUAUCCUGGGUGAUGCCUCUAACCCAACUCUCUUUUAAAGUACUUUUUGCUGAUUUCAGAUAGAAUUGCACUUGCAAAGAUCCCCACAUACCAAGAACAAAAACAAUGCUUGACAAUAACUCUAGUUAACUCUGUCUUGAAAAAUGAAAAUUAUUUCCUCCCAAGAUACUACAACUACUCAUUGACAAGUCUUGCCUGUCUUUCAUUAGCAUUAAAUCUAUGCCUUCUUGAAUGAUCAUUUUCAGAUCAAGCUUGGAUAUUCUUCUUCCUUUUGUCACAUUUGUGUCUCUUUUUAUUAAUAGUUUAGGGAUGACUACUGCAGUCUUUCUCCUCCGCAGCUCUACACUGGCUUCAGCAGCAAGAUUUAGCAUUCUAAGAACUGUAGAAUCUGGCCUACUAGGUACUAAGAUCUGUCUUAUAAAGCUGAGACUUUCUUCCUCCCUUAGAAGACGUAGUCCAGGACAUACUUGUGCUAUAUAAGUUAUAUAUAUAAUGAUAUACUUGUAUAUAUAAAUUAUAUACAUAAAAAUGUGGAGAUGGAGGGGUAGGCUGCCUUUAUCACCUCAAGAAUGGGUUUCCCUACCUGAAAACUUUCAAAUGCAGGCGUCAUUUUUCAAACAGGGUUUUAUAGUUUUCCUUAAUGCUUGUUAAUGGCAUUUUUGGUGUAAUAACUGAAGUUGUAACUCUUUGCGAUUUUCAAAAUGAAAGCUUUGAUGAUUUUUUUUAAGUGCUUUGGUCCUAACUUCUAUAUACUGCCAGAAAACAGGUUCUCCACCCUGACUCUGUGUGGGUGUGGAUGUACAACAGUAUACCGUAUAUACCUACACAGAAGAGGAAACUGAGCUACUGACUUACAGUUUGUAGUAGCCAAACGUGCCUAUUGCUUUGAUUUAGGGAGGGCACUUGCUGUUGCCACUGCAUUUUAGGAAUCAUUUCAGCUUCUGUAGGAAAGUUUUCAACAAUGCUGGGAAAUACAUGUUGCUGUGUACUGUGAAUGAGUAGGCUGCAAAUUUGGGGGUUGGGAGGGGAGGUGGGAAGGGAGGGGAAUGAGGGCUUAGCAUGUACACACUAAAAGUGAAAUAGAAUGGACAGAAAGGUGACAAUUUACCCUUUAUUGUUGGGCUCUUGGGGAAAUGAAAAGCUAACAUGCAGUCCCUGGAAGGCCUGAUGGCUGAAGGGCUGAUCUUUACUUUAUAUUUUGCAACAUAGAUUUUACCCGUCGCUCUGUAUUUUAAACCCCAGCCCUGUCAGAUUCUGGAAGUAGAUCAAAACACUGGUUUAAACACUACUUUGUUACCAAGGCCAUGUCUCUACCAGGGAAGUUGCUCUACAUUAAAAUACCAGUCUAGCUAAAAUCACUUUGUAGCUGCACCUAUUACUUGAUUGCCUGGAUUGAGUUUGCAUUGGCAUCCUAUGCAGUUAAGCUGAAGUGUAAGAAAUGCUUCAACCAAUUAAGAUACCUCUACAGAAAGGUUCUUGCACCAAUUUAAGUACCUGGUUUUGAAAUCACUGCGUAUAAACCAUGACAGCUUUUCUCUUAGAAACAAGGCCUUAGUUUAACUUGUCUACUCAUCUAGUUGAAAAAAUAAUAAUAAUGCAGGCUGAGAUUUUUUUUUCUUGCUUUGCAAAGUGGCCUGUUUUCUUUCUUGUCCUUUGAAACCUUUCUUGCUCUCUACUACACAUUAAAGUUUUGUUUGGGGGAUUUUUUUUUUAGCAACAACAAAAAAAAGGUAUGAAUGCUCCCUAUUAAAAAAAAAAAAAAAAAAAACAACAAAAAAACAAACCAACAUUGCUUGAAGGACUUUCAUUUUGCACUAUAAUUUUUCUUUUACCAGAUGUGUCUGACAAGUGCAUUUUGGAGAUGCCCUCGGUCACGUUCUCUCAGGCCUACUCUGGUAUUUCUAAUAUAUCACAGAAGUACCCAAUCUUGUAGCCCUCAGUUCUGCCUUUUUUUGACAUUUUAUUUUUUUUAAGCUUUUUAUAUAUAUAUAUAUAUAUAUAAAUAUAUUACUUUGUCAGUUUUUUUGCUGUACAAAAAGUCUUAAGAUUUAAAAAUAUUAUUUGUAUUAUAUGAUGGUGGUAUGUUAAUGUUACAAAAUUAUUAAUGAAGAAAAAAUUUAUUUUUGUUACUGGUCUGUUUCAUAAUUCUUUUUUAAAUUGGUAUAUUGUAAGAUAUCUAUGCAAAAAUGUUAUGUGACGCAUUUUUAUUUAAGAAUGUAAUAUGUGUAAUAAACAGUAGAAUGUGUUUGGCCCGUCAGUGUUUAGUGUGCCUUGUAUAUUAUUUCUUUAUGAAAACUUCUGUGAACAGUGAAAUGGCUGUUGAGUAUCAGCUAAGGCUAUGGUUCUGUAAACAGUUAUUGACAUAAAAUGUAUAACUUCUAAGUAUGCUUUAGCUUAUCAGAAUCACAUUUUUCAAUUUAAAUAAUUUCUUUUUUUUUAAUGUAUUUUAUCACAGUUCAAGUGUUGCUUAUAUUCAUGCCGUAUCAGAUGUUGCUUUUGGAAAAGAUGUUCAAGAAGGAAGUUCUUAUUCUUAAAAGCUG